Messenger RNA from Ricinus communis (castor bean), 1350 nucleotides. RefSeq names its product probable 2-carboxy-D-arabinitol-1-phosphatase. Lineage: Eukaryota; Viridiplantae; Streptophyta; Magnoliopsida; Malpighiales; Euphorbiaceae. The transcript has 7 exons. Gene Ontology annotation, molecular function: phosphatase activity. The record is from RefSeq and is a predicted model, not a curated record. Bases 181 to 1044 code for a protein of 287 amino acids.
GUCACCAGCUGUGAUAGUCCACGGUCAAUAAUUUUACCUCACAUCUACAUAGAAAACUAUCUGAAAAAUGCUAGAAACUACAACAAAAGAAGUAAAAGCAGAACAAGAAAAAAUAAAAGUACUUUUUAUAUACAGAUAAGCUUUGAAUUGUUUUUGAACCAAACCACCUCCCAGAGCAAGAUGGUUAUCGGAGUUCUCUCCUUCAAAGCACCUGUUCAUUAUUCAAGCUUGAACUCCAUUUCUAAUUCAAGGAGGCCUGUUAAGUACCAUACCAAACUUGGAAUUCAAUGCUCAAAUUUCAGUCCAGAUAUGCCUUCAGCAACUGAGAUGCUUCUAAAUGAUGCUUCCAUUACUGGUGGUGCAUAUGGUUUUGAAAGUGCAACUACGUCACUUACUCAGAAGUUGUUGUCAUCAUCAAAGAAGGUCACUCUUGUGAGGCAUGGACUUAGCUCUUGGAAUCUAGAGGGUAGAGUUCAGGGAAGCUCAAACUUAUCUGUCUUAACUGACACUGGAGUGAGGCAAGCAGAGAUGUGUAGGCAAGCCUUAGUAAAGAUACACUUUGAUCGGUGCUUUUCUAGUCCAAUAUCUCGUGCCAAGACCACUGCCGAAGUCAUAUGGCAAGAAAGGGAAGAGCCACUGGUUUUCCUGGAUUCCCUGAAGGAGGCCCAUCUUUAUUUUCUUGAAGGCAUGAGAAAUGUGGAUGCUAGAGAGAAAUAUCCAAAGGAGUAUACAACAUGGAGAGAAGAUCCUGCUAAUUUUAAUGUGAAUGGCGUCUACCCCGUUCGUAAACUGUGGGGGACAGCUAGAGAAGCUUGGAAGGAAAUCUUGUUUUCACCUGGUGAAAAUUUUUUGGUUGUAACACACAAGUCAAUCUUGAGGGCACUAAUCUGCACAGCUUUGGGGCUUAGCCCAGAGAGGUUCAGGGCAAUUGACGUGAAUAAUGGUGGAAUAUCUGUGUUCAAUAUCAAUAAAAGAGGAGAAGCAAUGCUUCAAUCUUUGAAUAUGACAGCUCACAUGUACACUGAUCAUGUCUAUCUAUACUGAAUGGUGAGGAAUAAGCCAAUUCUGAUGAAUAGGACAUAUAUCAGAAACAGCAACAGGGCAAAGCAUGGAGUAAUGAUGAGCCGGCAGUUGGAAGCAUUACAUUUCCAACCUCAGAGUUGCGAAUUCGGAUUAAGUAGUUGAAUAACUGAGGUCUGAUAUAUAUCAUGCAUAGCUUCCAGCUGAAAAAGGAAUUACACAUUGUAAACCCUUUAGCUGAAGUAUAUUCUACAUUUUCUGUAACAUAUUGCUUUUGCCGAAUACCUUUCUUGAACAUGAUUAGCUUUAUUUUCUUAUUACUUUGCUUCA